Molecule: messenger RNA, 6814 nt
Organism: Oncorhynchus masou masou (cherry salmon)
Lineage: Eukaryota; Metazoa; Chordata; Actinopteri; Salmoniformes; Salmonidae
Gene: nrros
Product: negative regulator of reactive oxygen species
Exons: 4
Coding region: 546-2411 (621 amino acids)
Molecular function (GO): protein binding
Source: RefSeq, a predicted model, not a curated record
CCCUGGUCUGUCUCACCAUCUGGACCCUGUGGAGCCUGCUAAUACCUGCCCUCAGCCACCCUCACCACAGCAUCUGCAGACUGAUGAACGUGGUACCUUCAGGCGUUUGGAAAUUGCUCCCAAGGAUGAACCAGACUUGUGGAGGUUUUGGCUGAUUUCUUUUGAUUUCCCCAUGAAGUCAUGCAAAGAGGCACUGAGUUUGAAGAUGCACUAUUGAGAGCAUCCUGUCAGGCUGCAUCACCGCCUGGUACGGCAACUGCACCACCCACAACCUCAGGGCUCUCCAGAGGGUGGUGCGGUCUGCACAACGCAUCACCGGGGCAAACUACCUGCCCUCCAGGACACCUAUAGCACCCAAUUUCACAGGAAGGCCAAAAAGAUAAUCAAAGACAACAACCACCCGAGCCACUGCCUGUUCACCCUGCUGUCAUCCAGAAGGCGAGACCCAAAAGAUUGCUUUCUGUAGUGAUAGUGAGAUCUCAUCUGUGCCGAGGGACCUACCGGACAACAUAGAGGAACUCCACCUGACCCAUAACCACAUUCAGAUGCUACAAGAUGACUCCCUCUCCCGCUACAUCUCCCUUCGCACUCUAAGCUGUGCAAAAAACCGCUUGGAGACAGUGGGGUCAAAACUCUUUCACAACUCACCUCAUCUAGAGAGCCUCAAUCUAGCUGCCAAUCAACUUCACGUUGGAUACCAGGAAACUAGCAGGGCACUGCUCACCCUGUCAAGACUCAAAGUUCUGGAUCUGUCAGAAAACCAGCUUACAAACGACAUAGCUUCGGUCCUCCUCCAGAAUAUGACGUCCCUGGAGUACCUCAACCUUUCCAGGAACCUCCUGCUGAGGCUGGACGAAAGUUCCUUCAGCGACCUCCACCAGCUCAGAGAGCUGGACCUGCAGAGGAACAUGCUGUUUGAGAUUGUUGAUGCCUUUGACCACCUGCACAAGCUCCAGAGACUAAACCUGGCCUUCAACCACCUGGCCUGCCUGAUGGACUUCGACAUGACCCAGCUUGUGGUGCUCAACGCAAGUCACAACAACAUUGAGUGGUUCAUAGCCAACCAGGACCUCCAGGAAACUUUCCAGCUGGAGACCCUGGAUCUCACCAACAACAACCUCCUUUUCUUCCCCUUCCUUCCCAUCCAGAGCCGCCUGAGGAACCUCCAUCUGUCCCAGAACAGGGUGAGCUUCUACGAACACCUGGCAGACACCGCUGGCUACCCAAACUGGACCAACAGUGUCCAGUUCUUCAACCUGAGGGACAACGUGACCAAUGUCACAGCCCAGCUGUGGGACGAGAGCCUUCACGGUGACAUCUCCUCUCUAGACCUGCUGGAUCUGAGUGGAAAUCAGGUGGGCUACUUCCCCCAAGGGUUUAUCAGCAAAAUGCCUAGCCUGGUGAGGCUCAGGAUGCAGACAAACUGUCUCGAGGUUUUAAAUCUAACACUGGAAAAACUUCCAGGGACGUUGUACGAGUUGGAUGUGAGCAACAAUAGAUUGACGGAGCUCCAUGCUGACCAAGGUAGUUUAAGUGAGUUAGGAAAACUGAGCUAUCUCAACCUGAGCCAGAAUGACCUGCAGAGUCUACCUCCUAGACUGUUCUCCUCUCUCACCAGCAUCAGCUCUGUGGAUAUCAGCUUUAACAGAAUUGGCAUAUGCCCCCUUGAGGAAUGGGGCGGGAACAGAGAUGGGGGUAACCAAUCAGACUGUGUUGUUUGGAGAAACAUCAUCUCUCUGAGACAGCUCCACCUAUCAGGGUGCAACCUGGGGAGACUGCCAUCGUCAGCAUUCACAGGGACACCUCUAACACACCUGGAGCUGUCUAACAACCCAGAACUCAACAUUGGGCCCAGAUCGAUAGUAGGCCUCAGCAGAACUUUACACCAUCUAGGAUUGGGAAACACAGGCCUGAGAGACUUUGACUUCUCCCCUUUCCACCACUUAAAGUCUUUGAACAUUUCCAGAAACUCUCUUACUCAGCUCCCUGCUUCACUGCAACACCUUGAGCUGAGGCUGCUGGACCUGAGGGACAACAAACUUAACACUGUCCCCUCAGAUCAGGCUAACAUAUUAGCCUUGAAACUACAGACUGUUUUUCUUAAUGGAAACACUUUCAACUGCUGCCAGUUGGACUGGUACAGGACGUUUGAGAGGGCAAAAACGGUCAAUAUCAUCGACCUCUUAGACAUUUCAUGUCAGGAUCUGACAAAAAAUACACAUAAAGUGGUGUUUUUAGACCCUUUAAUGUGUGGUGGGAGUGAGGAGGAGUCUGUAUACUGGUACAUCCUGUUGUUUAUCGUACCUGUCCUCUGCCUGGUUGGGAUUUCUGUCAUCUUCCUGCUCACCUUCAGGCCCAGACUGCUUCCCAAGGCCAUUAAAAAUAAAUGCCGGAGGUCCACGUCAUACUGACAUUUGUCACCUUCCCUGUGUUGUGGAAGAAAGGUCAAAUGAUUAAGACAAUGUGGUACAUUCUGUCCAAGUGUGAUGUUUUGCACAUGGGUCGUUCCAUGUCAUUUCAGCAAGUCAUGACAUCCACCAUCUCAGAUUGUUCUGAAAUCGUUUCUGUAGUUAGCCUAGUGGUUUGAGCAUUGGACUAGUAACCAAAAGGUUGCAAGAUCAAAUCCCCGAGCUGACAAGGUAAACAUCUGUUGUUCUGCCCCUGAAGAAGGCAGUUAACCCACUGUUCCUAGGCCAUCAUUGAAAAUAAGAAUUUGUUCUUAACUGACUUGCCUAGUUAAAUAAAGGUUAAGUAAGAUAAGCAUUCCGGAAACAUUAUUUUGUUGAAAAAUAAUUGGAUCUCUGAGAAAUUAAGCUAAUUGAUUGCACCCAAAUUGACCAGUUUAAUUUAUAGGAUUCAUUAUAAUAUUCAAUAAUUAUAGUACCAAAUUAUUUUCUAACAAUGAGUAAGACAUGAGAAAUCCUCACACCAAUCCCAACCCAGCAAAGAGUAUAUAAUAUCAGUUCUCUAUGUUUGACAGGUAGUUUGGAGGUGAGGCUCUGAGUAUUGUUUCUUCAUCCUAUGUAAUGUAUUCUCAGUGAAUUUGGUUGUUGUUAGGUUUCAAAACUUUCUCCUGAUAUUACCAUAUCCAAUGCAAGUCAAAGGUACCUAUAUUAGCAUUUUUGCACUUCAUCUCCAAAUCAUCUAUAAGUCACAUUUACAUUUUUAAAUACUUUAGGAUGAUUUGGAGAUGAAGCGUAAAAGUGCUAAUAUAGGUACCAGGAUGUAGGAUGGGACAUACAGUGCCUUCAAAAAGUAUUCACAUCCUUUGACCUUUCCAAAUGUGUGAAUACUUAUGUAAAUGAGAUAUUUCUGUAUUUAAUUUUCAAUACAUUUGCAAAAAUGUCUAAAACAUGUUUUCACUUUGUCAUUGUGGGGUAUUGUGUGUAGAUGGGUAAUUGUUUUAAAUAUUUAAUCCAUUUUGAAUUCAGUCACAACAAAAUGUGGAAUAAGUCAAGGGAUAUGACUACUUUCUGAAGGCACUGUAAAAAAAAUAUCACCAAAAUCACUGAGAAUACAUUGCAUAAGAUGAAGAAACAAUACUCAGAACUGCAACUCCAUACUACCUGUCAAACAUAGAGAACUGAUACUAUAUAACCAUUGAUGGGUCGGGAUUAGCGUGGGGUGUGGGGGGUCAGUGGGUGGCGUUUGACCAUGUCUUUGGAUUCUUCAUGUCUUACUCAUUGUUAGAAAAAAGUUUGGUUCAAAUCAGAUGUAAGGUGCUACAGUAUAUUUAUUGAAUAUUAUAUGAAUCCUAUAAAUUUGAAAUGUCAAAUUUGGGUGCAGUCAAUUAGCUUCAUUUUAAAGAGAUUAAAUUAUAUUUCAACAAAAUAAUGCUUCCGGAAUGCUUAUGUUAACUGUUUGUAACUACAGAAACUAUUUCAGAACCGAUUUCAGAACAAUCUGAGCUGGUGGGUGUUGAAAUCCUCUUUCUGGUGCUUUUUGAGGAGGAAUGAUAUCAAUGCAAUUCCAAAGCAGAAAUAAAAGUUUCCUUACAAAGCAAUUGAGUUUAGGUUAGUAACUAAAACAUUUAUAUUAGGAUAGAGUGGGGUAAAUUGAGCCACAGUUGUUUGUAGGAAACCAUACACAAACUGAAUAAUUUGACCAAAUAUUUAGGAAGAUGUCAUCAUUUCAUGGACUCUGUGAAGGAAGAAAACACAUUGAAAAAGUAGUAAGCAAGUUAGAUCCAAAAAAUGGAUUUUCACCAAGUCAAAAAGAUGUAUUAUGUUAGAUGUUUCAUGAUGCUUGUAUCUUAACCAAAGUAGAUAAUUUUAAAGAUCGUUCUAUACAUCAGUUUUGGUCUCUAUAAGCUUCCAUAUGAAGUCCAAACCUAACAUGAAAGUGCAUCCCUGUAGCUCUGUGGGAUAAUAUAGUCAAAAUGUUUGCCUUGGGUUAAGUUGAGCUAAUGACCAUGGGGUAAGUUGAGCCAAGGGUAAGUUGAGCCAAGGGUAGGUUGAGCAAAUUAAGUGUUUUCUUCCCAGGUCACUUUUUAUAAUAAAAUAAAUAUAUAUAUAUAUAUAUAUAUAUAUAUAUAUAUAUAUAUAUUAUUUAUUUUUUGCCUGUUUUGCACGUUAUUUUGGCAUUAAUAUGUGUCAGAUAUCAGUUUGCAUGUCACAUAUAAAGCUGGCAUACAAACAUGGUCUCCUUUUUGCUUUCUUGAGUAAGGCAGCUCCUAAAUGCAGGAUUUUCUGCCUAGUUUAGUGCUUUCUGUGGUGGAGGUGCAGCCAGCGGAAAAUACAGAGCAUGGUGAUUAGUAAUCUUCUCUAGUUGCGUCGUGAUUGGCUCAGUGUUCUGUCACUCACCGGUACACAAUGUCACCGUAAAAUGUACAGGGAGAGCUGGAAAGUUCAAGCCCCGUUGGGUACUGCCAUAGAUUUACAUCAGAAGUGCCCAUCCAAGAAGGCUCAAGGUCAUUGGCCACAGAUAAAAGGAUGUCAAAUCACAUUAUAUCUACCGUAGCUUUGAUUGGACUGAUCAUGUCAGCAUUAUACUUUCAAAAUCGUAGCUAGCAAGCUAGACAAGCACUCAUCAUCAUGAUUCAUAUCAACAAUCUACUGGCAAAUCCUUUCCAAUCCUUGUCAUAUGAAGAGAAAUUAUAGAUAAGAACGUAUCAGUACUUAUCAGCCAUUGGACAUAAACAUUACACAACAAAAUAAAUUCAACAUUCAACAUUCAAAUUCAUAUUCAACAAUGAGUAGUUUGCAAAACAAUCAGCUAUUGUCCUUCCCCUGCUAUUCAGUGGAGAGGGUGUGUGGUCCAAGUUUGGGUUUAAGAGUCUCUUUUCCAAGCUUAAAAGGAUUAACAUUCACACGUAACUCCAUUGGUCAGAAAAGGUUGAAUAUAUUGGCCAUGCUAUCAAUACAGCAUGACUUCUGCUGCGUUCAAAACAACUGGGAAAACUACCUCAGACUGGAAAAAUACAUUGAAGUCGGGAACUCGGGCCUCUUUCUAGAGCUCAGACCUGAAGAUCACUGAUGUCAUGAUUCAACUUUGUUUUUUUCAGAGUUCCCAGUUCUCUUGAAAGCACCAUAAAUCCAGAGAAUGGCAGACCUUGAUGGCAAAGUUUCAUGAAAAAUUGGCACACAAAAGUCCAAAAAUGUAUUCUAUGCUGCUGCAUAAAUGAUGUAAUAUGCCAGGGAGAUAUGUAUACGGUAGCUAAGAGAGUAAUUCUAAGUGUAUGUUAUAUAGUAAGCUGUUAGUAGCCCAUUUGCCUCACCCUAAUAAUUUGGUCCCUUUCCCCCUCCUAACUUCGCCUACUGUUCUGACUUAGAGGUGCCCGUGUAGCCUAUAGCCUGUUUUUAGAGAAACGUCAUCAUCAAAUUUUGUAAGAGCUUCCAUUGUCUGCUUAUAUGCCCCCUUUAUUUAUCCUACGGUUCUGACUUGAAGUACAGGGAGAAUACUGUAAGAAUGGCCCAUGUUCUGAAUUCUGUCCCUGUACAUUUUAAAAGUGCUGAACAAAUAGUUAUAUUGACCUCGUCCGUCUUAGCUCGCUCAUUCUGUGCCUUAAUCGAAAUUACGGAUUGCCUCUUAUCCGCUCAUCGUUCACUUAUGCCAUCGUUUGUACAUCUCAAUUGUCAGUAGAAACCACAUUUGUUUAAGUAAGUCAGCCAUAUCAGCUAUGUUUAAAAGGCAAUAAAGAAGGCUGAAUUAACAGUUUCACUGCUAGACAAGGCUUCGCUCAUAGCCAGGUGUAGCGGUGGUAAGGAUUCACUCCAUGGUGCUGAAAAGAAAGCUCUGCUGUUGGGACAGCUUUAUGUCGGCCCUAACAGUUUGUGGGCACCAUUUGUCACCGUUAUAGUACAAUUAAUGUAUUGUUGAGUGUUGUGUAGUUGCUAUGCUGGCAUGCAUCUAAACAUUUUUUGUGGUUUGCCACACCAAGAUUUACAUGCUAAAAUCCCCACUGCCCAGGCGUAAUGCAAGGCAUUAUUGCUGGGAUAUGAGGUAACAACAGGGCCUGGCCUAUGUUAUAGUGUAAAAUCAAAGUGUUUGUUAGAUGUUAAACUUGUGUUAAAUUAUGCUUAAAAUUAUUAAAAGACAAAAAGUAAUUGUGAUUGUGUUGAAUUAGAUAGACAAGGUUUUAAAAAUGUAGUGGUAAUAUUUUAUUUGGUACAGAAAUUUAUAGGCGGCUUAACUUACCCUGUCCAGCGGCUCAACUUACCACAUAACUUCUGCCAAGAGACCAAUUUUUUUGGGACAAGCUAUGUUUUCAAAGCUAUAAUGUUAACAUGAGUUCUGAUUAUGUAACCCCACUCUCCUCUACAUGUGGCGAUUUCUCAUAUUGACGAAACAUUAAAACAAACUGUUAAAAUAACCA